AAAUUAAGUUAUGAUAUAUCUGUUUCAGCGAAAUCAAAAUGUUGUCUCAGCAAGGUGCCGGAGCUGGUAAAGGUGGAGGUAGAGAUGGAGCUAUUCGCGAAGCUGGUGGAGCUUUUGGUAAAAUGGAAGCUGCUCAUGAAGAUCAAUAUUUUUACAAUUUGCAAAAAGAACAAAUUGCAAAAUUGAAAACCGACUUAACCGAUGAAAUAUCAUUUCAUAAAGAACAAAUUAAACGCCAUGAAGAUGCUAUUAAACGACACAGCCAGAAAAUCAAUGAUAUGGAUAAGCUUUAAUAGAUUUUUUAUCUACAUUGUAUUAUACACGUUUGUUACCUUUUACAGGAUAGAAGGAAAGCAAGUACAAAUGUGAAGUAUAUAAAUUUUUGUAUUUUUAAGUAUCAAUUGCUAUUAUUAGAAAGAAAAUAAAUUAAAAUUUAAUUUCAAUCGUACUAAAUAUUAAUUAUAAUUGUUAUUGUAUGUAAUUUCAAAGACUACAUUUAUAAGCACUUGUAUAAAAGUUUCAAAUAAAAGUACCAUUAAUUUAAAGAGAA
Molecule: messenger RNA, 550 nt
Organism: Ceratosolen solmsi marchali
Lineage: Eukaryota; Metazoa; Arthropoda; Insecta; Hymenoptera; Agaonidae
Product: ATPase inhibitor mai-2, mitochondrial
Exons: 2
Coding region: 39-293 (84 amino acids)
Biological process (GO): negative regulation of ATP-dependent activity
Cellular component (GO): mitochondrion
Molecular function (GO): ATPase inhibitor activity
Source: RefSeq, a predicted model, not a curated record